Molecule: messenger RNA, 661 nt
Organism: Thamnophis elegans (Western terrestrial garter snake)
Lineage: Eukaryota; Metazoa; Chordata; Lepidosauria; Squamata; Natricidae
Gene: RPL23A
Product: ribosomal protein L23a
Exons: 5
Coding region: 89-556 (155 amino acids)
Biological process (GO): ribosomal large subunit assembly; translation
Cellular component (GO): cytosolic large ribosomal subunit; ribosome
Molecular function (GO): rRNA binding; structural constituent of ribosome
Source: RefSeq, a predicted model, not a curated record
CGUGGCUUGGCCGGGCGGCUCUCGCGAGACUUGGCACUUAUAAGCGCAGGCCGCGUUCACGCGGCCGCCUCUUUUGCGCCCAGCCAAGAUGGCGCCGAAGGCGAAGAAGGAGGCUGUCCCAGCGAAGACGGAGGCAAAAUCCAAAGCACUUAAAGCGAAGAAAGCCGUGUUGAAAGGGGUCCACAGUCACAAGAAGAAGAAGAUCCGGACGUCUCCCACCUUCCGGAGACCAAAGACUUUGCGGUUACGUCGGCAGCCCAAGUAUCCCCGGAAGAGCGCCCCGAGGAGGAACAAGCUUGACCACUAUGCCAUCAUCAAGUUCCCACUGACCACUGAGUCGGCCAUGAAGAAAAUUGAGGAUAACAACACUCUGGUCUUCAUCGUUGACGUGAAGGCCAACAAGCACCAGAUCAAACAGGCGGUCAAGAAGCUGUAUGACAUUGACGUGGCCAAGGUCAACACCUUGAUCAGGCCUGACGGGGAGAAAAAAGCCUACGUCCGUCUCGCUCCAGAUUACGACGCGCUUGAUGUGGCCAACAAGAUUGGGAUCAUCUAAGCGAAGGCCGGCCAGCGGGGGCUCCAACGCAGCGUCUGUACAAGAGGUUUACAAACUGUUCUACAAAACUAUUCGAAGAUUUACAAUAAAUUAACCCGAACACCA